AGUUUUUCUUCUUCCAAUUCCAAUUCCAAAACUCUCGAAGGAGCGACCGAAAGACGAAAGCACUUACAAAAAUAGAAGCGACGGCAUCGAAUUUAAUAAAGAUGCCUCCUUCUAAAAGUGCCAACUCUGGCCAGGUUAUUGAAUAUAUUCCAGACCGCCUUUACCUAGCAUCCUAUCUUCAUCCUCCCACCGCCGAAACCGUCUUUCCAUACCCUGAGCCUCCAACUCGCUCGCCAGGCAAACGAUCGCAAAGAGCCGUCGAUGGUCCUGCUCCUGUUUCGUCCCGGUCCGACCGACACCCUCCAUACUACUUUACUGUAGACGACACCCUUCUUUACAACGCUUUUCACCACGACUUUGGCCCGCUUCACAUUGGUCACCUGUAUCGAUUUGCUCUACACUUUCAUGAUGUCCUUGGCGCGAAGGAAAACCAACACAGACCCAUUGUAUUCUGGAGUCGAGCGGACCCGAGGAGCCGGGCAAACGCUGCUUGUUUACUUGCAUGCUACAUGGUUUUGAUUCAGUCAUGGCCACCUCACCUUGCCCUCGCACCAAUUGCGCAGAUCGACCCUCCUCUAAUGCCCUUCCGAGACGCCGGUUAUAGCCAGGCAGAUUAUGGUAUCACAGUACAAGACAUUGUAUACGGUGUUUGGAAAGCCAAAGAGGAAGGUUGCUGUGUCCUGGAUAACUUCGACCUUGAUGAGUACGAGAGGUUUGAACGAGUCGAACAUGGCGACUUCAACUGGAUCACUCCUCACUUCCUCGCAUUUGCUUCUCCCCAGCACACCCCUACAGCACGUAUCUCGGAAUCAUCGGAGGCGUAUGCUUCUUUGCCAAAAACAUUAUCUGCCCUGGAUGCUCAUCCAACUCUCCCACAGCCAUUCAAGAACGUUUUGAAGCACUUCUCCGAACGCAAUAUUGGGUUAGUCGUGCGACUUAACUCUCCUCUCUACUCACCCUCAUUCUUUGAGGCCUUGGGUAUCCAACACCUUGACAUGAUUUUCGAGGAUGGUACUUGCCCUCCAUUAAGCACCGUUCGCAAAUUCAUCAAGCUUGCGCACGAGACGAUCACAGUUAGGAAGAAGGGGAUUGCGGUCCACUGUAAAGCUGGUCUUGGAAGAACUGGUUGCCUGAUUGGAGCAUACCUAAUAUACCGCCAUGGCUUCACCGCCAACGAAAUCAUUUCUUUCAUGCGAUUCAUGCGUCCUGGUAUGGUUGUUGGACCUCAGCAACACUGGCUACACAUUAACCAAGGAAUCUUCCGGGAAUGGUGGAUUGAAGAGAGAAUUGAGAGAAGGCUGAGGAAAGAGCUCGCUGCGAACCCGCCGCCUAGUACGCCGAUACGGGCAAUGCAGAAGACCUCUUUGGGGCGAACCGCUCAAGCGACCACUCCCCCCAGCCGAAGCCCAUCGAACCGUACACCUCUCGGUGAGAUGGACGAUGAGCGACGAAACGCCGGUACCCAGGAAGAUUACCUACCUGCCCCGACUCCAGGUCAACCUCGAAAGACUAGCCGAGUAGAUCGCCACCACCCCUACCAACGAAGCGUGUCCCAACACCCUACCGUAGAGGAGGAGCAUGAAGGAACUGAGAGGAAAUCCGAAUCCUCCGUGCACAGAAGAUCCAAUGACGGUGAGUCCGAGGAAGAAACGUAUCUGCGCAUGCGAAGCCACCGAAAAGCCUCGCAAUCACCCGGCCGAAGUGAAACUAUCAGGUCCGUGAGUCAGAGCACCACGACAACGAUCUAUCAAGUCAUUGAUAAUGACGCAUCAAACGACGCUGAGAAUGUUGGAUGUAGUCGACCAAAGACGAUCGUUGAUCACAUUACCGGCUCACCAACGCGAUCAGCAAGCGCUUCCGGUGUAUUGACUAAGGUCAGAGGAAGCAAGCGAUCGAACGAGUCGGCUCGUACCAAAGAGUCUGGUGUGCGAAAGACUAGCGGGCGCGUUGGUAGCAUCAACACCAACUCCGGUGCCAAUUCGACAGUUCGUAAGGUCUCUGCGAUAUAGGAAGCUGAGGUCUUACAAUCACCAACUUCGGUAUGAAUGAAUUGAAUAAUGUACGAUUCGAUGCUAUGGCUUUUACGGCAUGUCGAACUAUAAUUGAACCCCGCGGACAACUAUUUUCACGAUGAUGACAAUGACGAUCGGGUCACGGUUCUCUGCAUAUUGCGUUUGGCGUUUGGGAUCA
Molecule: messenger RNA, 2190 nt
Organism: Hypoxylon trugodes
Lineage: Eukaryota; Fungi; Ascomycota; Sordariomycetes; Xylariales; Hypoxylaceae
Product: phosphatases II
Exons: 3
Coding region: 102-2009 (635 amino acids)
Biological process (GO): microtubule cytoskeleton organization; positive regulation of cytokinesis; regulation of exit from mitosis
Cellular component (GO): centrosome; nucleolus; spindle pole
Molecular function (GO): protein serine/threonine phosphatase activity; protein tyrosine/serine/threonine phosphatase activity
Source: RefSeq, a predicted model, not a curated record